Molecule: messenger RNA, 912 nt
Organism: Momordica charantia (bitter melon)
Lineage: Eukaryota; Viridiplantae; Streptophyta; Magnoliopsida; Cucurbitales; Cucurbitaceae
Source: RefSeq, a predicted model, not a curated record
AGCAGCUGCCUUUGAACAUCACAAACCAGUUUUUGUUCAAAAUUGCUUCUCUGUUCUCAACAAUGAAGUCCAAAGGUUUUCUGUUUCUGUGUCUUCUACUUCUCUCUGCUCUCGUUAUCUCGUGGGCUAUAGAAUCCCACACAACUAAGGAUGAAAAAGAAGUGAAUUAUGUGGGCCACGAGGCAGAAGACAAACAUGGAGGCGGUGGCGGUUAUGGCGGAGGAUCUGGCGGAGGGGGUCACGGCGGCGGGUCCGGCUCAGGCGGUCACGGAGGUGAGGGAGGCGGUCACGGCGGCGGGUCCGGCUCAGGCGGUCACGGAGGUGGGGGAAGCGGCGGCAGCGGCGGUCACGGCGGCGGGUCUGGUGGAGGUGGUCAUGGAGGCAAAGGAGGCGGUGGCGGAGGUUAUGGCGGAGGCGGGAAAGGAGGCGGAGGGUCCGGUGGAAGCGGCGGCGGGAAAGGAGGCGGCGGCUCUGGUGGAGGCAGCGGCGGUAAAGGAGGCGGCGGCUCUGGUGGAGGCGGCAAAGGAGGCGGCAAAGGAGGCGGUGGUGGUUACGGCGGCGGCGGCGGCAAAGGAGGCGGCGGGUCUGGCGGUGGAGGAAGUGGAUCUGGUGGAGGCGGUGGAUAUGGCGGAGGAAGUGGCGGCGGAUCUGAGGGAGAGGGAGGAGGAGGAGGCUACUAAACCAGUCUUCAAGAGGAGGAGAAACUGAGAGACCAAAAAUAAAAUAUAAAAUAUAAAAUAUAUCUAUAUCUAAAAAACCCAACUAUAUAAUAUUAUAUGUAUGCAACUGGAAGCAGUAAAUAAUGAUAGGGGUAAGGACUAAGCCUAAGGAGACAUACUAAAAUUAGAUAAUUCAGAAGCUGCCUUCCACAAACCUUCCUGUACUCUACUACGCACUUCCUUGUAUUUUGAA